Molecule: messenger RNA, 2737 nt
Organism: Punica granatum (pomegranate)
Lineage: Eukaryota; Viridiplantae; Streptophyta; Magnoliopsida; Myrtales; Lythraceae
Source: RefSeq, a predicted model, not a curated record
UCCCUUACCCCUCUAACCGGUUGCCAUAGCAGCUGCCGCUUCUCCCUUCUCUGCUCGUUCUCCCCUUCCAUUUCAAUCCCAAGAAGCAGUUGCUUGGAUCGAUUUGCGGGCAAAGUUUCGAUCUUUCCAGUGGAGUAGACCGUUUCACGACCCGGGUCGGCGAGAAAAUUCUCCUGGCAUGUUUGGAUGGUGAGGAAGUUGUAGGAUGCCAGUCUCGACGCGGUCUCAGAUCACUGGACAAGAACAGGAUGAGUCGUGCCCGGAGCCAAGAACCAGGGCCAAGACCCGUCAAGAAAGGGCGCAGGUGAAUCUUCCUACGAGGAAUCCUCACCAUGGGUUGAAAGAGAAGAUGAGGGAGCUAACCCUCCUAUAUGAGCAGCAAAAGCAAGCUAGAAAUGGCAAUUUUGGCAACUAUUGCUCUUCCAGGCCCGAAGACCAGCCGCCUCGCUUCUCGGCCCACCCGAGCGUGGACCCUCUUGGCUCCAACAAGAAGGAAGAUAAGGCUCUUAAAGAAAACGGCACCGAUUUGAAUGCGAGAGGGCAAGUGAUGAGGGAGAACACAAUGACUCAUUCAACUGUCACAAGAACAUAUGUGUUGCCCCAGCCUCGGGUUCAACACAAAGCCGAUGACUCGAAGGAGAAUUUGGCGGCAGGUCCAGAGAAGAUCAUUGGGUUCUCAACCUGCCCUCCCCGAAAGAUGGGUGCAACGGUGGCGAGGAGGCUCUCCUUGGGAGGGGGAGGGCAUAAUAGGAACCUUCAAGAGACAGAGAAAUUAGAGGCUGGAAGGGAGAAAUCUCAGCCCGGUGGGAGCGGGAUUCUUGUGUUUGUGCGGCUCAGGCCAAUGGGCAAGAAGGAGAAGGAAGCGGGAUCAAGGUGCUGUGUCCGAAUUGUGAACCGAAGGGAUGUUUACUUGACGGAGUUUGCCAACGAGAACGACUAUCUGAGGCUGAAGAGGCUCAAGGGGCGGCAUUUCACCUUCGAUGCAUCAUUUCCUGAUUCCACAACGCAACAAGAAGUGUACUCCACGACAACAGCAGAUCUUGUAGAGGCUGUCUUGCAGGGGAAGAAUGGUUCUGUGUUCUGCUAUGGAGCUACAGGAGCAGGAAAAACAUACACAAUGCUCGGCACCAUGGAGAACCCGGGGGUCAUGGUUCUGGCGAUUAAGGAUCUCUUCACGAAGGUCAGACAAAGAAGCUGCGACGGGAAUCAUGUGGUUCACCUAUCGUACCUUGAGGUCUAUAACGAGACCGUGAGGGACUUGCUCUCCCCUGGGAGGCCGCUCAUUCUCAGAGAAGAUAGACAGGGGAUAGUUGCAGCUGGUCUUACACAAUACCGAGCUUACUCUACUGACGAAGUAAUGGCAUUGCUUCUGCAAGGGAACCAGAACCGAACCACCGAACCUACACGGGCUAAUGAAACCUCUUCUCGAUCCCAUGCCAUUUUGCAGGUCGUAGUUGAAUACCGAGUCAGAGAUUCUGCCAUGAAUGUUAUAAAUCGAGUUGGGAAGCUCUCACUGAUCGAUCUUGCGGGGUCAGAGAGAGCCCUUGCCACAGACCAGAGAACUCUCCGGUCGAUCGAAGGGGCUAACAUAAACCGAUCACUUCUCGCAUUGAGCAGCUGCAUCAAUGCUCUAGUCGAGGGCAAGAAGCACAUUCCUUACAGAAACUCAAAGCUCACGCAGUUGCUCAAGGAUUCCUUGGGAGGGUCCUGUAAUACUGUGAUGAUAGCAAAUAUAAGCCCGAGCAACCUCUCGUUCGGUGAGACUCAGAACACACUUCACUGGGCGGACCGGGCCAAAGAAAUCCGCACUAAGACAUGUGAAGCAAAUGAGGAAUUACUCGAAGUACCAGAAACUGAGACCGAUCAGGCAAAGCUUUUGUUGGAGCUGCAGAAAGAGAACCGAGAAUUACGAGCACAGCUUGCACGGCAGCAACAGAAGCUCCUCUCUCUUCAGGCUCAGUCCUUGGCUGCACAGUCAUCUCCAACCCCAUCCUCUGUGACCUCUCUGAUGACACCUCCAACAACGGGCAGGCCCAACGAGAAAAGAAGAGCCCGGCCAUCUUUCUUAUCGGGCGCCUGUUUUACACCGGAGCUGAAGAAGAAGGGAGCAGAGGAAGCAGUUGUUAAGGAACUGAAGCAGACUGUGAAGGCCUUGGAGGGAGAGAUCGAGAAGAUGAAGAGAGAUCACGUUUUGAAGCUGAAGCAGAAGGACGAUUACAUAAAGGAGCUAAUGAAGAAGAGUGAAAAACCGCAGAUGAGUGUUGGAACGGAAGGGGUUAAGAGGGUGAUUGCAAGGGCUAGCUUGCGGCCAAAGGAACCAAGCACGGGCGAAUUGAAAAGUCCAAGCCACCGGUUCUGUUCACCAGUUCCCACAGCUAAGAAGCGGAGCUUCUGGGACAUCACGACUGGGAACAGCCCUUCCAUUAGUGGGAGGAAGACGAGAAGCCAUGUUGUCUCGGAGCAUGCUGCUGCUCCUUCUAUGCUUCUCCAGCCGGGUUUUGCUCGUCGAAAAGCUUGAACUUCUAAACCAACUGGAGAUGAGAAGAAAAGGACUAGAAGAGUGGAACAGAUACUACAAUGGGAGAGUGCAUUUGUAUCUGUACUUGACUAAAGAUUUAUUGGGCAAUUUUAGCCUUCUCGUGUAAACAAAAUCACUUGUUUACUAUGUUAAUUGUUCUUCGAAACGAUGUAACUCAUAAUCAUAGUCCAUUCUUCUGCGCGAGUUUUCUUUCUCCGA